AUGGAUUUUGAUUUAAACGAAGCUGAAAACUCAUUUAAGUUUCUCUAAGAGUAAAAGAAGUUACCAAUAAAAAUGUUUCAUAAACUUGAACUUCUUUUAGAGUGUAUUAAUAGCUAAGAAAUCGACACGUCUGUUUUUCAUUCCUUAGAACUUGAAGAGUGUCAAGCUUUGAUGAAAUUAAAUAAGCAAGCAUAAAAAUAGAUGUUUAUGGAUAUUAUCAAAGGAUAUGCAUAUGUAAUAUGUACUUUAUUUAUAUUAGGCAAACAUGAUUCCGACAGCAAUAGGAGAAAUAAAAGGAAGUAUUGAUGUUAGAACUAAAGUGUUCAAAAAUUGGAAAUAAAAAGAGUUUAAGAUUGAUUCUAAAUUAAGAACCUUUGAAAUUCUGAGAAAAAAGAAUAGCAAAAAGAAACCAAGAAUUAUAUACCUUGAAUACUACACUGUUUAACCAUAAGAAUUUAAAGAUAAACGUUAUCGCUUUGUGAUUAUAGCCAAUUCUGAUGGUCAUGGCUAUUACAAAACAUUAGUUUGUGGAUCAGAUGAUAAAACACUUUAUGACAAAGUGAUUUAGGCACUUAAAACAAUAUCUCAGUUUAAAGAUCAUAUUAUGAGGGGAAGUAUAUUACUUGAAUCUAAUGAUUAUAAUUAACCCAGAACCUAAACUACUCAGUAAUCUUUCAUUACAACAAGAUAAGAUAUGAGGUUAGUCACUUAAUCAGAAAUUAUUCCACAAAAAUAAACUACAAAUCUAAAAAUCACUAAAUAAAUAAAUGAAUCUGAUAUUAAGGCAAUCCAAAUAUAAUAAUAACAAUAAAAAUAAUUGAAUCUUUCUUAAAAUACUUAGCAACAAAUCAAUGCUAAUUAAUUAAUACUAUAAGAUGAAUCUCUUGCCAAAUAAUAACAGUAGCCCUAAUAUAUCUAAUAAUAAUAAAUAUAGUCAUCUGUUAUCUCUAAUUAACAACAACAAUAUUAGCAGUAAUAACCAUAACAAUAAUAAUAAUAACAAUAUUAAUAAUAAUAACAAUAAUAAUAACAAUAAUAACAAUAAUUAUAAUAAUAAUAAUAAUAAUAAUAAUAAUAAUAACAAUAAUUAUAAGAAUAAUAAUAACAAUAAUAAUAUUAUUAAUAAUAGUAGUAGUUAUUAUAAUAAUAAUAAAAAAUUUAAGAGGAAUAAUUUAGAUUAUAAUAAGAAUAAUUACUAUAAUAGUAGAGAGCUGAACAUCAAAGAUAAUAAUAAGAAUUGUUAAAUUAAUAAUUGCUACAGUAAGAAUCAUAACAGAAAAUAUAAUAAUAGGCAUUGAUUCAAUAGACAAAUGAAAUAAAAGAAAUUAAAAAUGAAUUGAAAUAUCCAUAAGUAUAUUAGGUUUUAUUUGAGGAGGGAAAAUUUAAUUCUGAUUAUUUUGACUAAUCAACUAAAUAAUUCACAUAAGUUUUUUCUAAAGAUGGAGUUCAAAUACUGAAGGACUAAGGAAAUCCACUUUGUUUUAGAUCAACACUAACCAUAUUUGAUGGAGACAUCGAGAAGGUUUUCUAAUGUUUAGCUGAGAUAGAUUUUGUAAAAAAAUGGAAUGCUGUAAUAAAUCCAAAUGAAACUAAAUUGUUAAAUGUUAUGUAAAGUGAGAAUUGUGGAAUAAUAUAUGAAAGACAUAAACCAUAUGGUUUAUUAUAUUUACCUCGAGAUUUUGUUUAUCUAAGAUAUGUUACAUAUAGAGGAGAUGAUAUAUUAAUAGUGGAUAAAUCAAUUGAAAAUGAAGAUGCUCCACCAUACAUGAAAGUUAUAAGAGGUGAAAUUAAUUACUAACUUACAGAGAUAGUUAAGAAUGAAAAUAAUAUUUUAGUAAGGAUUGAGUCAGAAAUGACAAAUGGUGGUUUGUCAUCUGUAAAUUAAGAUUGUGCAAUAACUUAAUGGUAUAAAAGUGAACUUUCACAUUUUUAAUAAUUUUUAAAGACCUACACUGCAGUUUAAGAUACAAUACAAUCUCCUCUAUUAUAGGUUUUAAAAAGCACUAAAAUAAAUAAACAAAAAGAAGUGAUAAUAAUUGAUCAAGAAAUAUCAUCUAAUAUUUAAUAAUAAUAAUAAUAAUAAUAAUCUACUUCACCAUAAUAAUUGUCUUAGAUUAAUAAUGGAUUUUAGUAAUAAUAUGAUAAUAGUCCAUAAUAAUAGUAGUAGGAAUAUAAAUAAGAAAUUUACUAAUCUACAUCUGUAACAGUGGCAAAUGAUAAAUAAUUCAAAUCUGAUUAAAUAACUGAAACUUAGAAUAUAACUUUGGAUUAGCUUCCAAUAAUAGCAACAAUUCCAGAAACAACUCCAUUAAUAAUAGAAAAUCAGAAGGAAAUUAAUGAGAUUUAAUAAUAUAAUAAAGAUAUAGAGGAUGCUGAUUUAAGUAAUUACACUCCAAGUGAUUUUAUAUAAUAGACAUUGCCAUAAUUAUCAGAAAAGGAGAUAGCAUAAGUGAAAUAAAUGAUAAAAAAUAUUGAGUAAGGUUCUUAUGUUUAUACUGCAAAUUGUAUAACUCAUAAAUAUGUGACUGGACCUUAGAUGGUUAAAGAUGAAUAUAUAACAUAAAUAGAUGGUGGUCAUUAUUUUUUAAGAUAGGAUUGGAAAAGAGAUAUGAAACAUGGUGGAAUGAUAUUUUAUAGUUAGAAGAAAAUAGAGGCUUAGAAGAGAGUCAUAAAAUUUAUGUUAAAAUCAAUAGGAUCUAAUCUAUUAUCUGGUAAAUCAAUUCUGAAUAUUUCAUUACCUGUAGAAGUUUUUGAGAGCAGAUCAAAUUUAGAAAGAUUUUGUUAUUCAUUUACAUUUGCUCCAUAGAUAUUAGAAAAAGCAGCAAAAAUAGAUAACAUAAUAGAAUAGAUGAAAUACACAAUAGCAUUUGGAUGCAGUAUUAUUACAUUAUAUUCAUAGGUUCAAUAAUUAUGUAUAUGUCUUUAGAGAAACCAUUUAACCCUAUUUUGGGAGAAACUUAUUAAGGUUUUAUUAAUGGAUGUCCUGUUUAUGCUGAAUAGGUUAGUCAUCAUCCUCCAAUAAGUGCUUUUUAAUUAAAAGGUAGGGGUUAUGAUAUUGAUGGACAUAUUGAAUCAGCAGCUAGUAUGCAUGCAAAUAGUGUUACAGGAAAAAAUAUUGGAUAUAUUAGAGUUACUUAUCAUAAUACACGUUCAAAGUAGAUCUUUAUCUAAUGUCCAGGAGUAUUAACAGGAACUGCAUUUGGAACUAGAGUUUUUAAUAUUAAUGGGAGAUCUUAUACAAUAGAUUUAGUAUUUAUAAUAAUAUAUAUUUCAGGAAAAUAAUUUAAUUGCUGAUAUGGCAUUUAAUCCAGGUAGUAAGAAUGUAUUCAAUAAAAAAGAUUUAUUAUAAGAUCAAUUUAUUGGUUAUUUAUACAAAGUUAAACCUGGAGUAUUAAAUAAAUAUAAAAAAGAAGGAUAUGCUAAAUAUUCUGGAAUUGAUUUUGAUAAAGAUGUUGAAUAAAGAGUAAUUAAUUUAUUUAUUAAAUAUUUUAGUAUUUUUCUAUAAAUGGUAUUUGGAAUUAAAUGGUUGAAUUUGAUGGAAUUAAAUUAUUUGAUACUUUUGAAAUGAAUCCUCAUGCUAUGGUCAAUCAUCCUUGUCCUUUACCAUCAGAUUCAAAUUUUAGAUUAGAUAUUCUUUAUUGGAAAUUAAGAGACUUCAAUAACUCUCAAAGAACUAAGGAAAUGUAUGAAAUCAAGUAAAGAAAUGAUAGAAAAUGGAGAGAAAAACUUACAGGUAAGAAACACUGAGUUUUUUAUUGUAUUUUUUAAUAUAAAGUUUAAU
Messenger RNA from Paramecium sonneborni, 3781 nucleotides. The record is from the annotation of a GenBank genome assembly. NCBI's taxonomy places the organism in Eukaryota, Ciliophora, Oligohymenophorea, Peniculida, Parameciidae.